This is a messenger RNA of Penicilliopsis zonata CBS 506.65, 828 nucleotides long. RefSeq lists its product as hypothetical. Gene Ontology annotation, cellular component: cytoplasm; nucleus. NCBI's taxonomy places the organism in Eukaryota, Fungi, Ascomycota, Eurotiomycetes, Eurotiales, Aspergillaceae. Bases 1 to 828 code for a protein of 275 amino acids. Gene Ontology annotation, molecular function: ribonucleoside-diphosphate reductase inhibitor activity. The transcript has a single exon. The record is from RefSeq and is a predicted model, not a curated record.
AUGUCGGCCAUCCAGCAGAUCAUCAACGACGCCAACCACGCCUCGUCGAAGCGACGACGCUUCCAGCCUCCGAUCACCAGCUUCUUCUCCCUUGCAGGUGGGAGCAACAAUCUCGAUAGCGAAGCCUCCACUGCCGCCCCUCUUCCUCGCUUUUCCCACACCCACUACUCGGCAGCCACAUCCUCGCCAACCCCCUUGGUCCCGGCCAAGAUCCAGUCGUCCCUGCUCUCUGUCGGCAUGCGGGUCCGCAAAUCCAUCGCGGAGGGAUACAAGACCAAAGCAGGUCAGAAACAGCCGUCGGCUUUCCCCUUCGCUGCUGCUUCUUCCUCUUCGUCGAGCGGCUUGGAUUCCCCCCUCCAGCCUCUCGCUCACCCCGCCCCCGUCGUCUCUCGCCCCGUCCUCUCUGACGAAGGAGACGCCUACUCUCUACCAUCCAGCAGCCAGGAAUCCACCUGUUCUUCCUCCCUACCUCUGUCAAGGCCUUACAAACGCUCCUAUGAUGCUGAAGGCGAUCUGGACGAUUUCGACUUUCUCACCAAUGAGCCCAUCUUCCCGUCCACAUCAGUGCCGAUGACCUCCUCCUUAUCGUCCUCGUCAGGCUCGCAGCGGAUCAUCCUCUCGCCCAAACUGGGCCAACAGAGACGCCAGUUCCACCGCCGAUCGAAAUAUUUCCUCGGACAGGAGAACAUGGUCCAUACCGGCCCGGCGUCAGCCAUGGACGUCGACGAUUUCGAGGAGCCCACUUUCCUGCGCAGCCGUGAGGAAGUCGAUAUCGACUACGUGUCGCGUCGGGGGAUGCACUAUGAAGUUGAAAUGGGUGGCCUCUAG